Messenger RNA from Solea senegalensis (Senegalese sole), 3464 nucleotides. It is a transcript of the gene grk5, whose product is annotated as G protein-coupled receptor kinase 5. The record is from RefSeq and is a predicted model, not a curated record. Gene Ontology annotation, molecular function: G protein-coupled receptor kinase activity; ATP binding. Gene Ontology annotation, biological process: protein phosphorylation; regulation of signal transduction; signal transduction. Bases 57 to 1811 code for a protein of 584 amino acids. Gene Ontology annotation, cellular component: cytoplasm. NCBI's taxonomy places the organism in Eukaryota, Metazoa, Chordata, Actinopteri, Pleuronectiformes, Soleidae. The transcript has 16 exons.
UGCUGCUGCUGUUUAAAGACAAGUAGACAAACUUUAGGCCAAACACACGCUUCUCCAUGGAGAUUGAGAACAUGGUGGCAAACAGUGCUCUUAUUAAAGCCAGGGAAGGUGGAGGGGGUAAAGGCAGAAGCUGGAAAUGGAAGGAGAUGCUUCGCUUUCCUCACAUCAGUCAGUGUACGGACCUGGCUAUGAACAUUGAACGAGAUUACUACAGUGUGUGUGUGAGGCAGCCUAUCGGCAAAAGACUCUUUCAGCUCUUCUGUCGCAGUCGUCCUGAUCUGCAGAACUACAUGUCCCUCCAGAAUGCCUUGGACGCGUUUGAGACCAAGGCGGACGAGGACAGGAAAGAGUCUGGCAUCAACAUCAUUCAGAGAUUCCUAAUGAGUCAGUCCAGUCAGUGCAUCCCUAUCCUGCUGAAACAUGGAGAAAGCUGUAUUCAGAGUAUGGAGGCGGAUCCGUGUGUGGAUGUCUUUCACCAAUGCUCCGAAGACCUGCACAAACACCUGAGUGGAGAGCCCUUCAUCCAGUACCAGGACAGCAUGUUCUUCGACCGGUUCCUGCAGUGGAAGAUGUUGGAGAGGCAGCCCAUCAGCAAGAAGCAAUUCAGACAGUACAGACUACUGGGGAAAGGAGGCUUUGGAGAGGUGUGGGCGUGUCAGGUGCGGGCCACAGGAAUGAUGUACGCCUGCAAGAAACUGGAGAAAACCCACGUGAAGAAGCGACGAGGAGAAUCUAUGGCUCUAAACGAGAAAGAGAUAUUGGAAGGGCUGGACAGUCGAUUUGUGGUGAAUCUGGCAUAUGCAUAUGAGACCAAGCACUUCCUCUGCAUGGUUCUGACCAUGAUGAGCGGCGGGGACUUGAGGUUUCACAUUUAUAACAUCGGCGAGCCCGGCCUGGAGAGAAACAGAGUAUGUUUCUAUGCUGCAGAGGUCUGUUGUGGUAUACUUCACCUCCACCAGAAGUCAAUAGUAUACAGAGAUCUGAAACCAGAAAACAUUCUACUGGAUGACAAUGGACACAUUCGCAUCUCUGACCUGGGCCUGGCUGUGAGGCUGUCUGAGGGGAGACUGGUGCGAGGCAGGGUGGGCACACUGGGAUAUAUGGCUCCAGAGGUGAUCAGCCACGAUCACUAUGGCAUGAGUGCAGACUGGUGGGGCCUUGGCUGUCUGAUUUAUGAAAUGACUGCAGGACAGCCGCCGCUCAGGGCCCGAGGAGAGCAUCCAAAUACCUCGGAGAUGGAGCGAAGGAUAAAAAAGCAACAGGAAGAAUAUAAUAACAAAUUCAGCCAUGACGUAAAAGACCUCUGCUCUUUGCUGCUGACCAAGGACCCAAAGCAGAGGUUGGGCUGCCAUGGUUCAAAGGGGAAAGAUGUACAGUUUCAUCCUUUCUUCAAAAAAAUCAACUUCAGAAUGCUGGAGGCGGGACUUGUCAAUCCGCCAUUCAAACCUGAUCCCAGACAGGUGUAUUGCAGUGAUGUACAAGACAUUGAAGAGUUUUCCUCAGUGAAAGGAGUCACUCUGGACCAAAUGGACAACAGCUUCUACUCCAAGUUUAACACAGGCAGUGUUCCUAUAACCUGGCAGAAUGAGAUGAUAGAGACAGGAUGUUUCCGGGAGCUGAAUGUUUUCGGUCCUUCUGGGUCUCGAACUCCAGAUCUGGACUGGACACAGACCCCCGAGAGCCCCAAACGCAGUCUGCUGGACCGAUUCCGCCGCAGACAUCAGAAUUCAGACUCAUCAGAGGAGAGCAGACAGAGCUUGUUGCCCAGUGAAAGCUACAUGAAGUCAGGACUCGUCAGUACGACCCUCUGAAGACUGUCACAGCAGACAGAGUCAUCAAUGGACUCUAGCUGUGUCUCAAUUCAAGGUCUGCACACUUUGCGGUAUAAGGAGUCUGCCAUCUCUGGCCACAGCCAACCAGACGUCACGUUACAAAAUGGGCUAUAACUCACAAAGCUCCAUAUCUGGCAUGCAAACACCUGUGGGAUAUGUGGGAUUUCUGGGAUAGCUACGGAGGAUCCAUGUGUAGGUCACAUUUGCCUCAUUUGGAAGAAGCUUUUAGAAGUACAAUUUCUUAGUCACCUCCUGCUUCUAAGGGGCGUCACCAGUGGAGAUAGAGAUCAAAUGCCUCUGUACGUAAUUGGAUAGACCUGAAACCACCAAUGAUCCGGAUGACACGUGCGGCGCGCCGGAAAAUGUGUCAACAAAACGUGCUUCAUUUAGUUUUGUAGGAGUGAUGGUUAUCUAUAGAUCUAGUAAUGGCACUUAACUAACCACCAGCCAGGAAUCCAAAGAUGGCUGUCCUUCAGUGACUGCCAAAGUAGCUAGACGUCGCUUCUCUGUCAUCAUUGCAUUAAGCCCGCCUCUAUUGCGCCAGGAAGUUGGCCAAAACAGAGUGACAGCAAAUCACUGGCGGACUCGACAGGGUCCACCCCGGACAGGUCGCCAGUCCAUCACAGGGCCUAAGCAGCGAAAUAAAAUAAAAGAAUCACAUGAUAAGGGUUAGGUCACAGUUAGGCAACUGCAAGGGGUGGCAGAACUUAUACCUGAAUCACCUGUAGCUCCGCCCUACUUAAAAGUUACGCCUCUGCACUCAGACACAUCUCUUUUUUCCAUGUUGUCAUUUUAUUUGUACACGCUCAUUAGUUUUACGCGUGCAAACAUCGCGGAACGUCACUGAUAACAAAAGUGCCAAGUUUUCCGCUGAAAAAAGAGGCGUGACCAACAGACGUCGAUGAAAAUGCCUCGGAUUGUCCUAGAACCAAUCACACCAAUGAGUGACAAGAACGUGUCAACAAACUUGCUUGUUGUAGUUGUCCAGGAGGAUGACGAUGAUCUGGUGAUGAAGCUCAAAUCAAAAGACAGCUGCUCUUUGGUGGCUGUAGUCGUCGUGUUAAGUCCACCUCUCGCGUGCCAGGGUUUGUGAUUGAUUAUCUAUUUUUUUUGGAGAUGUUGUAGUUGGCCAAAAUGACACCCAUCUUUACUACUCAGCACCCUUCCAGUUACAAGCCAAUUUCCCUUCCUCUUGACCAUGGGAUGACCAUUUUGACAUCUUCUGGCCGAUCAAUGCAGCUGAUGAAGGAUACAGACCCUGAAUUGAGACACAGCCGCUAAAAACCUCCAUCACCACCAUCACCGUUCCACUGUAGCAGCAGAAGACAAAGGGAGAACAAAUCCUGUUCCUCUCUUUGUAACGAAUCAUUUCUUUACAGCUACUCUACAUUAGCACUUGUUGGUUUGUUUGUUUUUUAUCUAAUGUAUAUUUCACUGUUCUGUCUGUUACAUACACUUUAUUUCUAUACAUUUGACAAAUCUUGUUUGUAAAGAACAUUAAUUGUGAUAUAAAACACAGUAUAUGAAGCUCCUUCAUAUAAUUAUAACCAUGUUAACCAGCCAGUUUCACUGCCAGUGUUUGUUGUUUUUAAAUAAUAAAAAAACUAAACAGUAAAGCUGCUGUUAAUGAAA